UAUGGCUGCGCCCUUGCGUGAGGUGGUGAAGGAGCAAUAUUUCUACAACAACCCUCGUUAGUGACUCGUUUAACAACCUUUCAGACAUUCGUGACAGGAAACAGGUUCGUUUUAGUCACAGCGAUGUUUCCGAUGACAGGAAACACGUGAGAGAGGCGUUCAACAGCUUUUUAUUUGACUUGAAGGUCUCAUUAGAUGACGAGAAACUGUCAGUAAAGUGUUUAGUCCAAGUCUAAUGUUAAAAUCCAUUGUUCAAUAGCAACAAGUAAAAUUACAUCUGUUUCUCUGAGUUUCAAGUUUUCACUUAUUGUUGUUUUAGUUUUUUUGCGACGUGAAUCUCACCAAAUAUGAAAUUUCAUUAAAAUAAAGUUGGUGGAUCACACGUUUGCCUGAAGGCCAAGUCCAACCUGGACAUGUUUCUGUCGUGUUACAGUCAAUCUUCAGACUAAAUCAGCUCAUGCGAUGGCUCUCAGAAGAGCUGUGACCCGCCUUCUCACAGGAAAUGAGUGUGUCUUCAAUAGGUUGGCACAUCCUCUUCAAAAAUCACCAAGAUUCCUCAGCCAAAUUGUUGGAUUUCAUCACCACCGAUGCAGUGGUGCAAGAACUGUUCACACCGGUGCACCGUUGCUGGGGGCCAGGCUACUGUCGGUGGAUGAGCUGUUUGCCCGCAGGUCUCUGCAGGAGUACCUGACGAGGAUGGAGGCAGAGUACAGUGAAUGUCUGACAGUAGUGAAUCACAGUGCGAUGGAGGAGCGGUGCAGCGAGGAGGAGCUGAGGGCCAAGAGGAGCAGGGUGUCGCUGCUGGAUCCUCUCGUCCAGAGCAUCAGGGAACUGGACACCAAACACAAAGAGAUCACAGAGACUGAGGCACUGCUGAGAGAUGAAGACCCUGCACUUCAAGAGCUGGCGGAGCUGGAAAGAGACGGCUUAUUGCAAGAUAUUCAAGACCUUAGACAAAAGAUCCUGGAUCUGUUGAUCCCUGAGGAGGAGGCUGAUCUGAGCGACCUCAUACUGGAGGUCACAGCUGGUGUUGGGGGUCAGGAGGCCAUGCUGUUCACUAAUGAGGUGUUUGACAUGUACCACGGCUUCGCUCAGCACCACGGCUGGUCCUUUGACGUCCUGGAGCACAUGACCAGCGAGAUAGGUGGACUACGUCACGCCUCGGCCAGUAUCAGCGGCCCCGAGAGCUACAAGAGAUUGAAGUUCGAAGGUGGAGUCCAUCGAGUGCAGAGGGUUCCCAAGACUGAGAAACAGAGUCGAAUGCACACCAGCACCAUGACAGUGGCUGUACUCCCCCAACCCACAGAGAUCUCUUUCACAAUAAACCCGAAGGACCUGCGGAUAGAUACUAUGAGGGCAAGUGGAGCUGGAGGCCAAAGCGUCAACACCACAGACAGUGCAGUCAGAAUAGUUCAUCUGCCGACAGGCGUGGUCGCAGAGUGUCAGCAGGAACGAUCCCAGCUGAAGAACAAGGAGAAAGCCAUGAAGGCCCUGAGAGCAAAGCUGUACAGCAGGAAGCUGGAGGAGGUGACCAGCAAACGCUACAACCAACGUAAAGUACAGAUUGGCACCAAAGGCCGAUCGGAGAAGAUCCGGACAUACAACUUCGCCCAGGACCGAAUCACAGACCACCGGAUCGGCAUGACUGUGCACGAUGUCAAGAGCUUCCUGCUGGGAGAGGAGCAGCUGGACGAGAUGAACUCUUCGCUGCAGGAGUUCUCCAACCAGGAGACGCUCAUGGAACUGCUGGGAGAAAACGACCAGGGAGGCUCAUGAGUUUGUCUCAGAGGAAGAGGGAUUUUGUGGAAAGGUUCUUUCUACAUAAAUACAAUAUAUUAUAUAUUGUAGGUCUUUGUUGUUGUUGUUGUGCGUCAAAUUCUGCUCUGGAAACCACAAGGAAAAGGACCAAGAUGGGGACCAAGUCUCAAUGCUUUUCAGGGAACUGAUAUCAAUGAGUGUGGGCAAUGUGGUGCCGCUUGAUUGAAUAUAAAUAAGGACUGUUGGGCCUUGGUAGAGGUACUGUCUCUACUGAGUGCUACUCUUGUUACCUGCGAGCACAGGAGCUCACAUUUACAGCCCUGUGCGUUUGUUUGUAGAAACAACUGAACAGACGUCCAGGAAACUUGGACACGUGGAAUGAUGCAGUUGGGAGUCAGGAAAGAAUCAAGAGACUCGGAUAAAGGAUGACUCACUAAAUUCUCUUGAUUUCUCAGAGAAUAAUUGAUGGAUCUCGAUGUGAAAAAACCCCAGACAUGUUUAGGGGACUGUCAUCUAUAAGCAAUUUGGUGCAGAACCAAAUAAAAAUACAGCUCAGUGAAUUUAAAUGUGAUAUCAUACCGGGUAUUGGCUUAGUAGGGGACUUACUUACUAAAAAAUACUUAAUUAUACAACAAGUUAUGUUUUUAAUGUACUUUUAAGUUGAUAACAAUAAAAAGUGACAUGCUUUUCAUUUGAAAAAGUAGUUUCCCCAUUUCCCACCCUCAUCUACCUCCAGUCUUGUUGUCAUAUUACUGCUUGUGUUUAUAAACAGUUUUCAUGUGA
Messenger RNA from Hippoglossus stenolepis (Pacific halibut), 2541 nucleotides. RefSeq names its product mitochondrial translational release factor 1-like (gene mtrf1l). NCBI's taxonomy places the organism in Eukaryota, Metazoa, Chordata, Actinopteri, Pleuronectiformes, Pleuronectidae. The coding region runs from base 463 to 1776 and encodes 437 amino acids. The record is from RefSeq and is a predicted model, not a curated record. The transcript has 8 exons. Gene Ontology annotation, biological process: translational termination. Gene Ontology annotation, molecular function: translation release factor activity.